Messenger RNA from Pomacea canaliculata, 1207 nucleotides. RefSeq names its product S-antigen protein-like. NCBI's taxonomy places the organism in Eukaryota, Metazoa, Mollusca, Gastropoda, Architaenioglossa, Ampullariidae. The record is from RefSeq and is a predicted model, not a curated record. The coding region runs from base 81 to 542 and encodes 153 amino acids. The transcript has 2 exons.
ACUUUUCAACCUCUUACCGACCACUAGUUGAAAGUCCUGCUACCUGACCAGGUGUCGUACAAGAUCUCACAGGUCCCAAGAUGAAGCUGACUUUUCUCUUGCUUCUUGUCGCUGUUUGCGUGGCCUUUGUGAUGGCUUCUAAAGGAGAUAGAAGGCGCCAAGAUGAAGAAGACGAACGAGAACGUGGAACAAAAGACAAAAAGAACCGAGAGCCGCCCCAAAGUUUUAACCAUCACAAAGAUGACAGAAGACGCCCAAGUGAUGAGGGUAAACACCUUGGUGAGGUCAACAAGCCAAGCAACAGUAAAGAUGACAAGAAACAACCAGCUCAAGUCAGCCAACCAAGCAACAGUAAAGAUGACAAGAAACAACCAGCUCAAGUCAACCAACCAAGCAACAGUAAAGAUGACAAGAAACAACCAGCUCAAGUCAACCAACCAAGCAACAGUAAAGAUGACAAGAAACAACCAGCUCAAGUCAACAAUCCAAGCAAUGGUAAAGAUGAAGAAACCACCAGCUCAAGUAAAAAAGCCAAGCAAUAGCAAAAAUGACAAAAAGAAACCCAAUACAACCAACAAACCAAACAAUAACAAAGGUGACAAAAAGAAACCCACUUCAACCAACAAACCAAAUAAUAGCAAAGGUAACAAUAAACAACAAAAAAAGCUGAACGAGAAAGGCCGCGGAAAACAAGAGAAGGGCGCUGCACCGGAAGUCAAGACUCCAGUGUCAAACAACAACAAUGCUACCAAACCAGCAAGUUCCAACUCUAAGAAACAUUGACAACGACAGUUUCGUGUGACUGUAUCUCCAGUUCCUCCCACUGUUAAGAAACCAGCAACUGCCCAAAACACUAAGAAUAAAAGCUGAUGUCUUUAUCUCAUCAAGAACAGCCCUUGGCUUGUAACCCCCCCCCCCCCACUAGACUUUGGCAACAAAAGCCAGAAUGUAAUCAACCUUUCCCCAAAUUGUUCCAGAUAGGUAUAAUAAAUACGAAGACUGGUAUUUAUAGAAAAUGUUUGUAACUUUGUUCGUGGACUAUUGAACAUCAUCAAAUGUACCAAAACUAGUAAAAGUUGAUGUCACUGUCCAGUAACUAUAAGAAGUCUUAACAGCAAGACCAAGAAACAAAAGAAAACUGUUAGACAUAAAAGAUUGCUUACAUGUCACACGAAAGUAUAUUGCAUGAAUAAAGUUCUAAACUGUG